Molecule: messenger RNA, 222 nt
Organism: Clunio marinus
Lineage: Eukaryota; Metazoa; Arthropoda; Insecta; Diptera; Chironomidae
Source: the annotation of a GenBank genome assembly
AUGCAGAAAGCUUUUGGAAAGAGACGGGUUUUUGGAAAGAUGAAGAGAAACGAAGCACCGAGAGACGUGAUUUGCAAUGGCCUCGCCUUUAAAGUGAUCUUUUGCUUUUCUUUCCGUCUUUUACAAUAUCAUUUCAUCCUCAUAAUACCAAAGAUGCAACAAUUGUGUUCAUCAGAUACCAGUUCAAAGGUGCUGCCUCAUGACGAUGAUUACAGACCUUAA